UCCCUCCAUCUCUCUCCAUCGCGGUCUCUCUCACUCCCCGCCAAUGCGCUUCACCGACUCGCCGGCGAUAACCCUCGCCAUCGGCGGCGCCGACCUCGUCUUCGAGCAGGACAAUGGAUCCAUGCAUGUCGGCACCUCCGUCUGGCCUUGCUCCCUCAUCCUUGCCAAGUUCUUCGAUCGCUGCUCUCCGUUACCCAGCCCUAACUCCUACACCGACCUCCUCUCCUUCUCCGGUAAGCGCGCUGUCGAGCUCGGCGCCGGCUGUGGGCCUGCUGGCCUCGCUCUCACCCGCCUCGGCCUCGAGGUAGUCCUCACCGACACCGCCCCUGUCAUGCCCGCCCUUCGCCGUAACCUCAAGCGUAAUCGCCCUAGCCUUCCCCGCACCCCCAAGAUCGCCCAGCUCUAUUGGAGCAAUCAAGCUCAAAUUCAAGCACUAAAACCCCCUUUUGAUCUUGUCAUCGCUGCUGAUGUCGUUUACUUGGAGGAAUCCGUCGAGGCUCUUGUUUCCACUAUGGAGCAGCUCGUGAAGCUAGACGGGGCUGUCGUUCUUGGGUACCAGUUGAGGUCUCCGGAGGCGCAUCAGUUGUUUUGGGAGGUUUGUGGAAGGGUUUUUCCGGUGAUUGAGAAGGUGCCGCAUGAGGAUCUCCAUCCCGACUAUGCCUACGAGGAGACUGAUUUGUUUAUUCUCCGAAAAAGGAAGUGAAUUUCUCUAAGGUAUGAAGUUUUUAAUGCAUUUCUACUCAUAAAAUCCAUGAAAAGUUGGAACUUUCUUAUUAGUAAGGUUUGAGUUCCUUCCAAUUAUGUGAUGCUUGAGAGUGUCCUGUUAUGCGUUUGACUGCAAAGUGUUGUCUUUUUGGGUUGUGAAAUUUUGAUUAUCUUGCAAGCAUUGUGAAGAAUGCUGAUUUUAUUGGAACUAGGUGUCAUUGCAGAUGUUGUUUGCAAUGACGAGUGCUCUGGAUUGUUGCUUUGUCAGAUUUUAAGAUCUAUAUAAUAUAUAUUGAGAGUUGUUGGCUUCUUGA
This is a messenger RNA of Dioscorea cayenensis subsp. rotundata (Guinea yam), 1019 nucleotides long. Its product is annotated as protein N-lysine methyltransferase METTL21A. Lineage: Eukaryota; Viridiplantae; Streptophyta; Magnoliopsida; Dioscoreales; Dioscoreaceae. The record is from RefSeq and is a predicted model, not a curated record.